Molecule: messenger RNA, 2251 nt
Organism: Cynoglossus semilaevis (tongue sole)
Lineage: Eukaryota; Metazoa; Chordata; Actinopteri; Pleuronectiformes; Cynoglossidae
Gene: zbbx
Product: zinc finger, B-box domain containing
Exons: 11
Coding region: 78-1976 (632 amino acids)
Source: RefSeq, a predicted model, not a curated record
GAUGACAUCAGCAGUUCACUGUCUGUCGUCUUUUUUCCAGAACACCUGUUGAACUGUACAAGUCCUACCUGUCCUGGAUGUUGGAGCUAAAAUUCCUACCAGAAGAAAACAGUGUGGAGGAAAAGGAGGAGACAAGGAAGGUGGAGGUGGAGGAGCAGGUGGAGCUCAGCCUCACAGCUCAGGAAGAGGAGUUCCAUCGCUACUAUGCAUCGCUGUUUGCUGUACCUGUCAGCGGGGGCAGCACUGAGGCUCCAGUGAGAUCACCUGGACACCACCUGGUCGUAGAAGUCCUGGACGAGUUGGACGGAGACGGAAACCAUGGAAACUCUGAGGACCAGACGGAGACGAACGCCGCCACAAAGUUGGACUUUUCUGAGCCGUCGUCCAGCGCCAACACAACACCUGGGUCCACAACAGCGCCACCCACUGUGGGGUCCUCAGGCCGCAGCUCCACUGUUCACAGUCCGUCACAACUGAAACCUGAAACCACAGAUAAACUCCGCCCUCCUGGGCCUCCGACUGCAGGAGCAGGAGGUUUGAUGAAAACUUCAGCCUCUAGAACUGUGACAUCACCACACGGGGCUGUGAGGUCACCGAGGACAACGUCCCAGGAGAACCUCCGUUCCUCCGCUCGUGUCUGCAGAUCUGAUUGUUUCAGCAGCUCCAAACUUAUGUCGUCAUCUCCUCGACCUCAGGACCAGAUCCGUCCGAACUCUCAGCGUCCUCAGUCUUGUUGUCCUUCACCGGAGCCAAACCAACGUCGCUGGUCUUCUUCGUCCACUCGCCCCUCACUCAGGUCCACGUUCACGAUCUCACCGUUCAGCUCAGCUCAGUCACCUCUGCUGCCCAGAGUUCACACUCCCACCGCGUGUCCCUCAGACCGCUGUCUGUCCAACACGUCCUCGGUGCUGAGUUUCCCACGGUCCCCGGAGCCCCCCCUGCUGCAGACCCCCCCACCAAACUCACAGCUCACAGCGGCUUUAACACCAGCGUCCAGUCCGACCACGUCGUUAUUUAACGAAUCCCCGUCUGACGCCAGUCUUAGGCGUACCUCCACCACAACAGAUGGGGGCGCUGCACCUCCUGCCUCCUCCACCUCUGGCGGCCAUGAUUUAACUGAACAUGGCACCGCGCCGAUCACAGCGCCGCCAUCACCGCCGUCAUCACCGCCGUUAAACAUGAAGCAGGAGGAGGAGCUGCUGAUUGACAGCGAGGAUGAAAUGUCCUGUGAUAGUCUGGGUCUGACUUUUCACGAGGAAGACUCCUCAGAGGAAGAAGAAGAAGACGAAGAGACGCCGGGACGUUCACCCAGAGCAACAAACCAACAUCCCUCUGACGAGAAGGUCAAAGGUCGUCACAGUGAUGAGCCACAACAGCUGUCACACGGCUCCACGCUGAUUCAAGGCUGGAGUGACGGGUCAGAACCGCAGCAGUUCUGGGACGUCAGAGACCGGUCUCCUCAGUGUCCAGAUCCCAGUCCUGGUUCUUCAGAUGAAACACGGCACACACCCUCAGCUCCAAAGUGGAUGUGCAGCCCCGGCCCAGCAGUCUCCUGCCCCCUGGUGUCCAGUCCUCUACCUGCGUCGAAGCUGUCCUCCUCCUGCUGCUGCUCCUCCUCUUCUCCUCCUCCUCCUCCUCCUCCUCCUCCUGCUCCUGGUCUGCCCCCCUUGGUGUCAGACUCUGAACUGCUUCCAUCCUUCCGUCCCUUGUCUCGUGCAGCUCUGGAGAUCAUGGAGAUCUGCAGCGUGGAUCAGACGGGGUGCGAGGACCCUGACCUGGACAACGAAACCACAGCAUACCAUCUUCAUAACCUCGAGCAGGAGCUCCAGCGUGUGACCAAAGACACCGGGACCAGGAUCAUGUUACCAGCUGAGAGGGCCGCUCCGUCUGGGAAACUGCCACGGCCUCAGAGUGAACAUCACUCAGAUGUGGAUUAUCACAGGACGACAGUGAAGGCGUCUUUAACGACCUGGUGAUGGCGUCAGGACCUGAGCUCAAUCAUGGACCGUUUUAACGGUGUCCCAGUCACUGAGGAGCAGAGGGAGGAAGAGGAGGCUGCACAGAUGGACCGUCAGAGCGUCCUCUUACUGCCCUGAGACCACACACACACACACACACACACACACACACAUGUUAACGCAAUCAUGAAAGCAGAAAAAAACGAAACCAAACUGUUACACAGCAACGUCUUUGUAGUGUGAACAGACUUUGAUGGAAAAACCUGAAGAAGAACGACUUCAAAGGAACAACA